This is a messenger RNA of Paramuricea clavata, 5290 nucleotides long. The record is from the annotation of a GenBank genome assembly. Lineage: Eukaryota; Metazoa; Cnidaria; Anthozoa; Malacalcyonacea; Plexauridae.
CUCCGUAAAAUGUAUUCGCGGUAUUCCUUAUUCCAUUGAAACAAAUACAGCUUGCCAACAAGUACACACUCUUGCUACAAAUUCGAUCAACUGUUGCUGUUCAUCAACUAUGAGCUACGGUACAUUAAGCAGGAUUGAAACAAUUGGCUCGGUGGACUCUCGUGACCUUGAUUCUAUCGCAACAAUCUCUUCACACGAAGGGAAUACAAUUCAGGAUCAACCAGAUGGAUUGCCGGCAAUUCAGGAAGAAUCCACAGUCCCUGGCUAUGGUUUUGCUUCGACACUUGGAUCAAUUUGGUUGGAGCGAUGGCACAACACUGGGCAAGCAUACCAUGGUUCAUGUUGUAGUAAGAUAAAAGCUUUCCUCAUGUUUAUUACGCUGCCUUUCUAUGUUCUCCUCAGCCCUUUCUUUCGUUCGCGAUCCACGCGGCGCAAAGUUACCCAUCACGGCAUCGUGUACUUUUAUAUCCUGAUGGCUUCCAACAUAGUCUUCAACCUUUGGGAACAGCAAAAUAACAUAUCAUAUAAAGAACCAUCCUAUCAGUUCGUGCAAUACUUUGAGGCUUCGAUCAUGCUGUUAUCUUUGAUAGCGAUGGUGUACAUCGCGCGGGCAACCAGAGGGGAAGUGAAGUGGACAAUCCACGAGACAAACUUAAUUUUCUAUUUUCGUGCGGGUUUGUAUGUGUUCGGUAUCUCGAGCAUGGUUUACACCGCGUUGAAUAUAUACGACAACUUCAGUUGUAACGACAAUCGUAAUAUUGUCUUGAAUAGCGCAAAAUUUUUGUUCAUCACCUGUCAGAUACUGUUCCUUAAUUAUUAUUACCAAGCCAAGCUGCCAAGUUGUGGUUGGCUUAUACAAGUAAGCCUUGCGCAUAUCUUGGGUACUAAUUUGAGCCUUUGGAUUUGGACGUUAUGUAAAGAAGAGUCCGAUCCUGAAAAUGAAUCGAAACUGAAUCGCUAUCCAAUUCACUUGGGUCAUACAGAGAAAUACUUCUAUCCUUUGUUCGUCGAGUACUUGUUGUUAGUCGCCAGCAUGAUCUAUGAACUCUGGAUGGAUUUAAACGUACCUACCGAUGCAAGGCGUUUGCCGCCACGUCAAGAUUGGUACCGUGAAAAGUAUCAGGAGGAAUUAGAAAGUGGAAGGCUGAGCUUGUCUUCUAAAAAUGAGGUGUCUCAUCCUGUUCAUCUGGUAUCGAGCAGAAGACGUCGCAAGUUUGCUCCGAGCCUCGCAUUCAGUUUUGUGCUUGGUCUGGCAUUCAGUUCCAUCUUCCUUGCCUUUUUAUUGGCGGCAAAUGAUUCUGGAGGGAAUUCAUGGAAAGACAAGAAAUGGUACACCAAUUAUCUUGUUGCCAACAUUUGUUUGAAUUCCACUCAAAUGAUCGCUUGUUAUGUCGCCAAGGUUUGCAGCCAAUCCCAGCCAGCCAACAGGUAUCGUUUGUUUAAUUAAUUGUUUGUUUAUUAAUUGGUAAAUAUCAUGUCAGUUGUUAGAGCUCGACAACUCGCUUCUUGUAGCUCAGUUGGUUAGAGCGCUGCCCCGAAACUGUUCGAUCCACAAAACCCCUCGACUGCUUGUUUAUUGACCGUAAAGGCACAGAAAAAUGUUCAGCUUGUACAAAUUUCUUUGCUUUACCACUUUGCACGAAUUGUUUCCCACUUUGGCCCGCUUUCUAUUGAUCAGUCAAUGCCAGCAGUGCCCAUCCAUAUCCCCCCCGGGCCUUCGCAGCUUUCCUAAUCCCGGGUGUAGCUAUUGCCGAAAUAUUUUAGCCCGGGGGUGGGGACUUUCAUGGCAAUUGGCGGACUAUAACAUGGCAGAUUUCGCUGGAAAAGAUACUGUGUUUGUUUGCAAAUGGCUUGACACUCAUCCGUUAGGACGAUCUUUCAGUACCAUUGCCUUUCAUCAUUGAUGAGUAAAAUCCUUUGUUCACAUGAAAUAGUUUUUCUCCUUUUUCUCUAUGAGUGCAUCGCCGACCAUCAUAGUCCAGUAAUUUUAGCUCAUUUUAAGGCCAAGGUUGGAAAAAAAACAGUAAAAAGCUAAAAAUUGUUAGAUGCAAUAAUUUAACUAUCCUGAACAAUAUACUAAAAGUCCCCAUGGAGCUUUUUCAAUUAUGACAAGGUUUUUUUUCGAUUUCCCUAUUACUCCCAUAUAUUGUUAAAAAAAGUGAAAUUUAAUCAAGUUCACUUAUAACAAAAAUGACUCGCAUCACUAGAAAGUUCAUAAAAACUACAUAUAAGACAUUUAAACAGUCACCUAAAUUUUUCAAGCGGUUUUCGAGUUAUUGCUGUUCCAAAUGUGAAAAAUAGGCCAAAAUCUGGCAAAAAUCUUGGGUACUAGCCCGACAACACGUUUCCAACAGCUUAUAACUCAAGAAGAACUUGCAAAAUCAAGGUAGUCGUUUAAAUGUCUUAUAUGUAGUUGUUUCUAAUGAUGUAACUUAUUUUUCCUAUAAAUGAAUCUGAAAUUUCACUUUUUUAACAAUAUAGGAGUUCACUAGGGAAAUAGAACAAAAAACUUGUCAUAAUGGAGAAAGCUCCCAAGAAGAUACAUGAGGACUUUUAGUAUGUCAUCAAGGUUGCUGAAGAGAGUGCAUACGCUAAUUUUUUGGCUUUUCAUGUUUUUCUGACCUAUUUUCUAUUUUGAUUGUACUAAUCAGCGACAUACGAAACUUGGCUAAGGUCCAUACACAACGUCCGCGAUUCGACAACACGACGCGAUUUUUUAGUUUUGGAAAGUUAAUAAAACAAAUUAAUAAAGUAAAUUUUAAAAGAUAUUUAGACCAAAUAACUCAAAAUGUUGUAACGCCUUUAAAUAUUUAGAAAAUUUAAACUAGGGUCAAAGUUAUCGGUCAGUGAAAAUCGAAAAAUCGCGUGGCGUUGCAUUUGUCGAAUCGCGUCCGCUGUGCCUGGACUUUAAUUAAUUAAUCAAGUAUAAAGACAAUAUUUUCAAAGGUUGACAUUAAUAUUAUCGUAUAGGUCUAGCUGGAUGUGCUGAGGACUGAAGUUAGGGUUAAGAAUUUAUACAGCUGUUGCAUUAAUAUAAAAGCAUCUAUAUCCUUGUCGUAGAACUUCGCAUUCAUAUUCUUACGUGUCGCCCACGUGUUUUUAUGAAAAGUGUUGAAAACCUAAGAUCGUUUUAGCAUACCACUCAAAAUCACGGCAGCGUUCCAACACUACAGUAAGUUUCACACUUUUUCCCGAGAAAUAAGAAAUACAAAAAUUGAGAAUGAAAACAACUGACAUCCAUGUUUCGGCGUGACGGCGUCCUACGCCUCAUCAGUGCAGCUUGGUACACAUCUAGACACGCGAUGAUUCAUUGAUAUACAUGCAACAAUACUACACAGUACGUAAAAACCCACAAGUUGUAACAAACCUGCAGCAAACUUGUAGCAAUGCUGUUCCAACAACUUGUCAAAAGGAUGUUGUUCGCACUGCGUGCCUGUUCCCAGCUUGUUGGCAACUUGCUACACGGUUGCUGAGCUCAACAGACUUGUUCCAAGUUGUUCCAACAAUUUGUUAUCGUCCUGCAAUUAAACAACUUGUGAACGAUUUGUGAUUGACAAUUGAUUGACAACCUUGUAGCCACUUUAUAAAAUAACAAUAUUAUGCUUGCGAUGUUACCCCGAGCGUGUAUCCACACCGUGCAAGCUUAAAAAAUUAAAAAUAUACCUGGCCACGGUGGGUAUAGGCAUAUUUUUCAAGCUUGCCCGGUGUGAUACACACUCAGAGUAACACCACAAGAUACACACUCAGAGUAACACCACAAGAUACCCACUCAGAGUAACACCACAAGAUACCCACUCAGAGUAACACCACAAGAUACCCACUCAGAGUAACACCACAAGCAUCAUAUUCACCUGUACAUUACACGAACACAGAAAAAGUCAUGAAUAACAAUAUAAUUGCUGACAAGCUUGCUACAAGCCUGUUGCGAACACAUCUUGUUGACAAGUUGUGAGAUUUUUGUGUGUGUAGUUUUUAUGUGUUAUAUUGUGUUGUGUUAUUGUUCAGGAGAAAAUGUUCUCGAGUGAAACGUUUCAUAAUGCGCGGUCGACUGGAAAUUACCGUAUGAAAUAUCUCACUCGAGAACAUUUUCCUAUAUUUACGUUCGAAAGUUUGAAUGAAAUUAUUAUAAAUCAGUUUUAAAACCACGUGUUAAUUAUCUUAUUAUUAGCAUGACAAAAUUACUGGAUGCUGAUUGGUUGAGAGGAGUACAAUUAUUUCAUUAAUUGUACUGCAGUACAAUUAAUGAUUUUCCCAAAACAAACAAAAUGGCGGAAAGGUAUUUCAAAAAAUGUGAAAUGAAAUUGCCCUGGAGGAACUAGAUGAAAAUACAAACAAAAGCACCAAAAUUUGUUUUAACAAAAGAACUAAAUUAAAAUACGAACAAAAGCACCAAAUUUUGGUUGAAAGUCUGGCAGGACUGGGCUUUGGCGAGAGAAUAUGAUGUUGACAUCGAUAAGUAUCCAAUUUUGUCAUGCUAAUAAUAAACAAAUAAUCAUGCAAUAUUGCUCGUACAAUUCGGGAUUAAUAAUGCUCGUGAUGUUUGGAAAUUUGCCAAAUUGGACUCGCCCCGGCGGCUCGUCCAAUUUUGACAAAAUUUCCAAACAUCACUCGUACUAUUAAUUCCGAAUUGUACUCGCCAUCGCAUGAUUACCUAUACUAAUAAUCAUAUUGAUUAUAUUUUAAUUACAAUAGGAAACGUGCCUCACUCAACCUUGAUGAUGCCUUACUUUACUUUGGGUUGGCCGGGAUCACACUGUGGGAAGGAUUUCAUUUUUAUGGUCGACUUUUCGGACAAAAUCGCGAACCAAUUCACUUCGUUCAUGGCAUGCUUGCUUUGAUUGAAGACAUCACACAGACGGUGAUUUUGGUCAGCGUACGUCGCUUAUCAAGUAGGGAUGACACAAAUGCACGCGCGAUAACAAAUAUGUCGCUGUAUUUGCUUGCCACGAAUCUUUCAUUGUGGAUUCAGAAUUCUUUCUACAUUGGACAUCAGCUUGAAUAUCCUGGUGAGCAUAAGAAGAUUCUUGAAGAACACUUGGGUACUUUCGCUAGUAUUCUCAAUCCGAUUAUUAUAUUUUUUCGUUUCCACUCGGCAACUUGCUGUUAUCAGAUGUGGGUCAUUUUCAGUCACACCAACGUGAUUGAGAAUUAGGUAAUUUUUUAAUCACAAUGUAAUGGUACGAAUAAUUUUUAAAUCAACAGUUUUAAAUUAAUUUUAUUGGCACAUUAAAAUGAAUCGAAAUUAACGGGGAAUUAAGAUGCGCUCGCAUUAUUACGCGUAUCACCGUAU